Durusdinium trenchii is the source of this 2338-nucleotide messenger RNA. Lineage: Eukaryota; Dinophyceae; Suessiales; Symbiodiniaceae. The record is from the annotation of a GenBank genome assembly.
ACGCUGUUUGUUUGUUUGUUUGCUUGCUUGCUUGCUUGGACAGCCUGUCUUGAAGCCAUGGCACCUCGGAUGGAGGAAUUCCAGAGAAAUUUUGCCUUUGUGGCCUUUAUGAUGAUCGUAUGCUUCGGUGUUUUUGUUUAUCUUACAAGAAACCUCCGCGAGACGGUCACGCCUUUGUGUUGGGCUGCCUUCUUUGCAGUGCCGAGCACAUUGUUGAUUUCGUAUAUCGAUCGGCUGAUCAAUCAGGUCAUGAGCGGCAUCAAGCGCUUGUGGCUCUGUUUGUGGCACACCCAAUCCUCUCCACUUCUUGACAUCACGCACUCAGAGCCUGAACGGGUUCGCUUCGCGGCAUCUGGAUGGCGAAUAACCCUGGACCGCCCAGAUUCGAAUGCUGACUAUCGGAAUGCUCACUUCUUGCGGAAGGUCAAUACACCAUGCAGUCGUCAUUGUUCCAGGCUCCUACAGAUCCUGCGACUAGAGUCGUGCUUCCGUCGGCGUGUUCGCAUUGUAGAGCUUGAACACGAGGAGCAGGAGGGCCAGGUUGAGCCAGAAGCGAAUGGAUUGGUGAAGGGGUGGACAUACUAUGCUUCCUCAAAAGAAGAAGGAGAGAGCCUUAUCCUGGAGCUCUUCUUGGAUGCAUCGGAGCAAUACUCGGCAGUGUUUUCAAGGUCAGCCACAGGGCCGCAGAUCCAUGGCCAGCUAGAGAUCGACAAGAGCUCCUCUCUGUCUUGGUUCGUGUCCUUGAUCCUUACCCUUGCGAUUAUGGCAGGAGGUGUUUGGUUCUUUGUGGCAUGCAUUCAAAUGGGUAUCAGCAGCUUCACAGCGAACCUGAGCGACUACAAGACGGGCGUGAUGGACUUCCUGGAUCUCAUCAAGCCCAUCUUCCCAGAGAAGGUUUGGCAGGAGAUUCAGAAGAAGGCGACGGAGUUCUUGAAUAAUGAGCUGCCAACGUUGGCUCAGCAGGUUGCCUCCAGCUUGGAAUCUCUGAGCUUCCAGGCUCUGAUGUUCUUUGUGUACCUUUUCUUCUGGAUCUUCGAGCCACUCCCCAUUAGCAGUCCUGUGGCAGAGGUCUUCAAGUCAUACUUGCUGCUGAAGACCAUUGUAUGUUUACUCUUCGCAUCAUUGAUGAGUGCGCUUCUGAUGUGUUUGCAGUGUAAGAUUUGGAGCCUCUUCUUUGUGCUGACAUUUCUGCUGAACUUCAUCCCGGAGAUAGGUGCCAUCGCCUCAGCAAUUCUGACAGUUCCGGCCAUUCUCUUUGAUGGGCAUCUGGAUCGGCAGAUGCGGCUGGAGAACUUGCUCUGGCUGGUCAUCAUCGGGACUUGCAUCAAAAUCUUCACAGGAAAUGUGGUGGAAGUGCAAAUGUAUGCCAGCCUCGGUGGCCAAUUCAUGCGCAUGCAUCCGGUGAUUAUCAUGGCUGGGGCUCAGAUUCUCCGUCGAUUUGUGGAUCAAAUCGGUCGCGGAGCUGCUAAGGCCUUGAUCAUGCUGUUCUCCGCGCUCUUGGGAGUGACAGGUAUGUUCCUGGCAGUGCCUACCAUGGCAGCGGUGAAGUACUACUUGGUGUCUACUGCCACCUGUCCAAACUGAGAAGCUCUGGGCUCAAUGGUCCUCUCGUGUUCCGCUCGUGUUUUCUUUGCCUGUUGAGUACAAGCUUAUGAGCUUGGCACGUUUGCGGCGAAGCAUCGCACUCAAGUGCGCAUUGAAGCAGCACCUCGCAAAGACUCCCUAGAGUAUCUCCAGGGUGUUCACUACGGAAUUAGUAACAGCACUGCACAAAGUUUUGUGUAGCUUUGCCAAGGAGUUUUUUUGUAUACUGACACUUAUUGAACUGGCUGCAAGGGCUUGGACUUGGAGUUUGAUCUCAGGACAUGCCAAAGCAGUUCAGGAAUCCUUUGCUGAUCUUCAUUGAGGGCGAUGCGACAGCACCACACAAGAACUUUGUGGAGCAGCAGCGGCUCAUAGAAUGCCACUUCAUGGAGCCACCGGCACCAACUCGGCAGGCACUGCAGGAUGAGGAGGCUGUUGAGCUUGGCCGCAGCUCUUGAGCGGACAACUCGCAUUUUCUCAUUUUCUCACCCAAUGUGGCCUCUUCCGAGGAGCUUUUUGGACCUGUAAAGAUUGCUCCACAGAUUGGCCACAUGCAUUUCAUUUGUGUGGCAAUAGGCCACAGGCCGCCCCAGUCUUCAAACAACUCUAAUUGUGUUUGCUUUUGCAAUCGGUGUACAUACAUCGCUGCCAGAACGUGUGGAUCUGGCCCUUUUGCCUCAAUGCAUUAAUGUUUGCCCCUGCACUUGGCACGGGAGAUCUUUCCUUGCUCUGUAUUCAUUGGCUCAGAUCUUGG